UUCUAAAUCUCAAAUUUGCACAUUUUGAACCUUGUGAAUUGUGAUGAACGCUCUCUCUCAGCCGCUGCAUCUCAAAAUUAGCGAGGCUAAAAUCGUCUCGCCGCUCCGCAGUUCAGUUUUCACCAAGCCAGAUUUCUUCACACCUAACACUGCACCAGCCAGCAGAAGUAUCUACAGCCGUUUUACUGGUGGCGCAACCGUACCGGAGCGGCGGAGAAUGAGCGGAGCAGCUAUGGCCACAUCGAACGUCGACGCUACCGACGAUCGCAUUGCUCGGAUCGCCUCCACUAUUAGGGUCAUACCUGAUUUCCCUAAACCUGGGAUUUUGUUUCAGGAUAUAACAACGUUGCUGCUUGAUCAUAAGGCGUUUAAGGAUACCAUCGAUUUGUUUGUUGAGAGAUAUAAAGAUAAAAAUAUUAAUGUUAUUGCGGGGGAGGUAAUAUCAGAAGAGUACUCUUUGGAGUAUGGAACUGACAUAAUGGAGAUGCAUGUUGGAGCUGUACAACCUGGCGAAAAUGCAGUUGUAGUAGAUGAUCUUAUUGCUACAGGGGGUACCUUAAAUGCUGCAAUAAGCUUGCUUGGACGUGUUGGGGUCACCGUGGUUGAGUGUGCUUGUGUCAUUGAAUUGAAGGAACUGAAGGUAUAUGUAAUUCCUCUCCAAGUUAAGGUGGCACAUUUUUUUUAUUCCUUUAGCAUUGUUAAGGUGCUUGCUAAUUAAAUAGAUUGGAACUUGUCCAUACUUCAGUAUACGUCUAAUUGCAGGAAAUAGAUCGUCCUACUCUGUAGAUACUAAGCCAUCUUAAUCACUGCUCAAUCGUUUUUCCAAGUUUGGAUGAUUUAGUUGGCGAGUUUCAUCUACAAAAUUGGACUAUCUUAUGCACUCAACAGUCAACAUGACUAGCCCUCGCAUUGCAACAUUUUUUUUACCAAACUAAGCUUAGGCAAAUUCACAAAGCAAGAUGGACACAAUUUGAAAGAUUCUAUUAUCGACCAAUAUGAAUAAAAAUAAGGACACACAGUUGGGCCUUACGAUUGUCUCUACCUUGCAAUGAAAUGAGCAAUCGUGGUCGAUGGCUUGCUUUAUAGGAGGUGCUCGGUUUUGUUGGCUGAUUGGUUUCUCCAUGCUUAAGGAAGGUAGAAAAGGUGCAUCCCUGAACUCGGCAGACAAUACUUAAGCGACUGAAAUAGAGUUAGUCUACAGACAACACACCUAGACUGACAGAAAAUCAAACUAAACUUGUUUACUUGCUCUCAACAUUGAACUCAAGUGGUUGGUUACCUUUUUUCCUGCUAUUUUACUUGCUUUCUAAA
Salvia splendens (bonfire salvia) is the source of this 1311-nucleotide messenger RNA. Its product is annotated as adenine phosphoribosyltransferase 1. Gene Ontology annotation, cellular component: cytoplasm; cytosol. NCBI's taxonomy places the organism in Eukaryota, Viridiplantae, Streptophyta, Magnoliopsida, Lamiales, Lamiaceae. Bases 44 to 718 code for a protein of 224 amino acids. The record is from RefSeq and is a predicted model, not a curated record. The transcript has 4 exons. Gene Ontology annotation, biological process: adenine salvage. Gene Ontology annotation, molecular function: adenine phosphoribosyltransferase activity.